Raphanus sativus (radish) is the source of this 832-nucleotide messenger RNA. RefSeq names its product heat stress transcription factor A-4c-like. Gene Ontology annotation, cellular component: nucleus. Gene Ontology annotation, biological process: regulation of transcription by RNA polymerase II. The coding region runs from base 141 to 638 and encodes 165 amino acids. Gene Ontology annotation, molecular function: RNA polymerase II cis-regulatory region sequence-specific DNA binding; DNA-binding transcription factor activity. The transcript is spliced from 3 exons. The record is from RefSeq and is a predicted model, not a curated record. NCBI's taxonomy places the organism in Eukaryota, Viridiplantae, Streptophyta, Magnoliopsida, Brassicales, Brassicaceae.
CCCUUCUCCCUCAAGGGCUCUUUUAAAACCUCCCCAAUAUUGAUGCUCUUAGGGUUUAAUAAUAAACGAACAGUAGUAUCAGCUUUUCUCCAAACACAAAGAUCCGAAUUUGUUCAAGAAACUCCAAUUCUCGCAAAGAAAUGGAUCUUUCUCCCAGAAGAAACAGAAUCCAUGCUUUUCUCAGCAAAGCAUAUGAGAUGGUUGAUGAUCCUUCCACGGAUAAGAUAAUCUCAUGGGGACCAAACGGCACGACGUUCGUGGUUUGGAAACCGCUCAAGUGUUCAAGAGACCUUCUUACCCGACACUUGGGAAUCACAAACUUUGCAAGAUUCGAGUCAUAUGGUUUUAGCAAGAUGACUGUGUGUGGACAACAGUUGGAGUUUGAAUGCAGUGACUUUGUGAAGGGCCACCCUGAGCUUUUGGACAAGAUUGGUGAUCGCUACGUGGCCAAGUUGAGAGCUUUUCAUGAGAAGAGGUACAAGCCUUUUGAGGAUAAGCUUAAAAAUGCAAAGACCAAGGAAGAGUGGGAUCUAGCUGUGAAGGAGUUCUUUGAAAAUAACAGUAAGGAGAGAAGGGAGAGCAGGCUGAGGAUGGAGACCUCUCCUCCACCUGCUCAAGUGCCAAGUAAUGGAUCUUGAUCACAGCUCUCCAUCUUUGUAUUGGAUUUCUCUACUUUGGUUAUCUUUCUAAACAAUACUCUCUGGAUUCUGCUUCUUUUGUUUCCACUUAAACCGCACUCAUCUUGUUAAUCUGCUUUCAGUGUUGGUUAGUCUUGUAAGAUAUAUACCCUUUGCUCCUAAGCUCUUGAAGCCACGAGCUUAUUAUAAAGUUG